AGGUAAGGUUGGUAGUUAUAGUGGUCUAGGCAUGGGGAAAACUUAUUACAAUUCCCUCAUGAUUGUACAUUAUUCUACGUUACCGACUGGAUGAGUGAGAGACCCUUCCGCCAUGUCAGGUUCCAAUGGCGAUGACUUAUUUAAAUCGCUUAAUUCAGCACAGUCUCGUGCCGUUAGCUCCCGCGCGUCAACCGUUGCUAUCCUAGCAGGACCAGGAAGCGGUAAGACUCAUACUCUCACAUCUCGAGUUGUUUGGCUUAUCGACCAUGUCGGAAUCCGACCUUGCGAUGUCAUUGUCGCAACCUUCACCGUCAAAGCAUCCAAUGAGAUGAAAUUGCGUAUUGGUCAGGCACUCGGUGAUGGACGCGAAAAGAAAAUUAUAUUGGGUACAUUCCACAGCAUUGCUCGCAAAUACCUAGCUAUAUAUGGAAAGCGCAUUGGGCUGGAUCCCAAGUUUGGCAUCGCAGACGACUCCGAUUCGAGGGCGGUGAUAAAGCGUAUUUGCAAGAGACUAGACAGUCCUAUCGAGCCGGCUGUGGCUCGUUCUUGGAUCAGCAAGCGUAAAGCGAAAGGUACUUCCGAUGAGCAGAACAUCAAGGCCAAAAACGGCAAAAGCAUCGAGUCCAAGUCACUGGAACAAUGUUUCGAGGAAUACCAAGCUUACCUCGAGCGAUCGAAUCUGCUAGACUAUGAUGAUCUUCUUAUUCGCUGCGUCGAACUCCUUCGUCAAUGGCCUGACUGUGUUAAGAACAUCCAGACGGUAUUGAUCGACGAGUAUCAAGAUACAAACGGGGUUCAGUACGAUCUGAUGAAGCUUUUCGCACAAAAAAACCGCCAGAUAACAAUCGUUGGAGACCCGGAUCAGAGUAUAUAUGGUUGGCGAUCGGCAGAAAUAAGAAAUCUCCAUCGCCUACUACGUGACUUUCCCGGUACGGACGAGAUAUCUCUCGAGGAAAACUAUAGAUCAUCAAGUUCUAUUCUGGACGUCUCUUUGCAAGUCAUUCAACAGGAUCAAGAAAGAUACAAGAAGAUUCUUUUACCGGUGCACGCCAAAGGUACUCGACCAGUUCUUCGCAUGUUGAAGAAUUCCAUGACUGAGGCGGAUUGGAUUGUUUCUGAGAUCAAGCGAAUCAAAAUGAUGGCUGGGGAUAUGAUCAAGUCUGAUGAUAUCGCGAUAUUGCUUCGUUCUGCUUCUCUAUCGAGGCAUAUUGAAUCCGCAUUGGGCAGAGAGGGUAUAGCAUAUAGGAUGGUUGGUGGUUUUAAAUUCUAUGAACGAGUUGAAAUCAAGACCAUAUUGGAUUACUUACGAGUGAUCCACCAACCCGAUAACAAUGAUGCUCUCGCGCGUAUCAUGAACGUUCCAAAGCGAGGCAUUGGCGACGUAACGGCUAGAUCUCUCUUAGAAGAAGCUGAGCGCAGCUCUAUGAGCCUUUGGGAACUACUCGGCAAGCACUGUCGUGGAGAACGGAAAGCGAAGACGACUAUUAGACAACCAGCCGAACAGAAGAUCAGUGGGGGACUGAUCAAAUUGAUCACGAAUCUACAAAACCAACUACGACCAAAAGAAGGGACACCCGUUAACUUGGUUGACAUUAUCAACCAAUUACUCAAAGACUUACAAUUUGAAAAACAUCUUGAGGAGACGCACGGUCCUGAGUAUGAGUUACGAUGGGCGAAUGUCCAGGAAUUCGUGAAUCUCGCCGCUGAGUUCAUGGAUCAGGAUAAACCGGAAGAAGAUAUGCUUCCAAUACUUGAAGAUACCCAGCAAUCAAUAGACGACGAUGUGCUGGCACGAUUCCUAGCGAAUGUUUCGCUGGCAUCUGAUAAACAGGCCAAUGAUAAGGACAAGGAACAAAAGCCUCAAGUCACAGUCUCCACGAUACACGCAGCGAAGGGACUAGAAUGGCCUGUGGUGUUUGUUCCAGCCGUUUAUAAGGGAUCGAUACCGCAUAUACGAUCCGACGAUCAAAAUGAGGAACGACGCCUCCUGUACGUAGCGAUGACUCGAGCUCAAGCUUUGCUUUAUCUAAGCUGCCCCCGCUAUACCAUCAGUGGUAGUAAAGAAGCUACCCAGAUUUCGCCUUUCGUUGAGAACCUCUCAUCAUCUACGUUUCUCAAGAAAGGGCCGUCUCUAGAUCGGUUGGUCAUGUCGGAAAUAGCCCGAAUAUUACGGAGAGACUUGCCAGCGGAGAGUGUUAUAUAUAAGAACAUUCCGAUGAUGACGGCCAUUGAGGAUAAUAUUUUCCCGAUCGACCCGAACCAAGCGCAAGAAAUAACUCCACUUCCCGUACCUACAGGCAAUCACGGGUUUAAUCAGCGUCCUGGUCAACAUAAGCGACAAAAAAUAAGUCAUACUGAGGUUGCAGACGAAUCAGUUGAGGGCUGGGUGGCCCCUUACGCUACAACAAUGCAGAAGUCCGAUUCUUUUACAGUGCCGCAACCACCGCCGCAAUUGGGAUUCACAACAGCGGGUGCUCAUUUUGCGAGUGUGACUGCAGCUGAUGCAGCAAAGCCUACCGCAAAGUCCGCUCAGGGGGCAGCCACGAAAAAGCCCCCAAUGUCUCGGGCCCCUUCGCAGAGGAGUCUAAUUGGCUAUGGAUAUGGUAUCACAAACCACGACAAAUCAAAACAGGUCGAUGACAUAGCGCCGAUCGCAUCUUCCAAGUCGAAUCAGAUCAUGAACCGCGCCCCUCGCCCCUACCAGGUACCACGAGGUCAUCAUAAGCAGCAAAUAGGAUCUCAGCACUUCCCUCCAUCAAUCCAGGGGCUUUCAAGAGCACAGCAGAAACCUGCUAUCGAGCCUAAUCUAGCAGCCCACAAGUUCGGUUCCGCGAAAUUUUCGAGUCGGCCGACAACUAAUCAAAGUACAACAGCCCCUGCAGCGGCUGAAAACCCACCCUCGAAGCCGAAGCAAUACGCUUGUUUUUCAAGCUCGCCGACCAAGCCCCAGCCAGCUGAAGAACAGGGUAACGCGGAAAAGGAAAACGUGGUGCCGGAGGAAGAAGUAACGCGUCCAGCUAAGAGCUUUCACGCGACAACGGUAAACCGCGGUCCUCAAACUGGCUGGAGGGGAGGCGGUGGUAUCCAGAGGCCGACGCCGCUGGGACGGAGUGGGAUUACUCCUAUGGAUCGCCUGAAAAAGCCAUUUAAAUUGACCGUUAAGCGGCCACCAUGACGUAUACAUGUACCUAGGUACAUUCACACAACAUUAUAUAGACAUAUAAACACUGCAAAAGCGAAUAUAGAGAUAUAACUCUAUCAACGGAGGCUGCUCUACAAAGAGAGCAUUAUGAUUCAAUGUCUAGCAGAAAGUCUUAUACCAAUAUCAAGCCCUCGUAGUUCUAUCAAGCAAAUAAACCCAAUCUUGAGGACAUUUUGCCUAUGCUAAUAUGAUUACACCUAACUCCGAUCGAUGAUGACCUUUAAGUACAAUUUUGUCUGAGUCUAUAAUCAUGAACCAUUUCUUAAUCUAUUCCACCAUGUC
Molecule: messenger RNA, 3484 nt
Organism: Hypoxylon trugodes
Lineage: Eukaryota; Fungi; Ascomycota; Sordariomycetes; Xylariales; Hypoxylaceae
Product: P-loop containing nucleoside triphosphate hydrolase protein
Exons: 2
Coding region: 113-3175 (1020 amino acids)
Biological process (GO): recombinational repair
Cellular component (GO): nucleus
Molecular function (GO): 3'-5' DNA helicase activity; ATP binding; hydrolase activity
Source: RefSeq, a predicted model, not a curated record